Ilyonectria robusta is the source of this 1740-nucleotide messenger RNA. Its product is annotated as actin family. Bases 291 to 1418 code for a protein of 375 amino acids. Lineage: Eukaryota; Fungi; Ascomycota; Sordariomycetes; Hypocreales; Nectriaceae. The record is from RefSeq and is a predicted model, not a curated record. The transcript is spliced from 7 exons.
GGUUCCCCUUGCUCCCAGUGGACAGUGGCCACUGUGCCGGCGCGCAGUGUCCACCUCAGCAUUUCGGGGCCCGCCCACAACUUUCUUGUGACAGCGUCGCCCAGUGAUACUUCCCUCCUUUCCCCCCUCCCCUUCCCCUUCCCCUUCCCCGUCCUCCCAUCUUCCUGCUCCAUCCAUCAUCAACCUCUUUCUUCCCACCACCCAGUCGAGUCGCCCUCUCCCGACUCGUCUUCCAUCAACCUCAUCGCUCUUCUUCGUCUAGCAUCUCCUUUCCACCGUAAUCCACAGCCAUGGAGGAAGAAGUUGCCGCCCUCGUCAUCGACAAUGGUUCGGGUAUGUGCAAGGCCGGUUUCGCCGGUGACGAUGCUCCCCGAGCUGUUUUCCCUUCCAUUGUCGGUCGCCCCCGUCACCAUGGUAUCAUGAUCGGUAUGGGCCAGAAGGACUCGUAUGUUGGUGAUGAGGCCCAGUCCAAGCGUGGUAUCCUCACCCUCCGAUACCCCAUUGAGCACGGUGUCGUCACCAACUGGGACGACAUGGAGAAGAUUUGGCACCACACCUUCUACAACGAGCUCCGUGUUGCUCCCGAGGAGCACCCCGUCCUGCUCACUGAGGCUCCUAUCAACCCCAAGUCCAACCGUGAGAAGAUGACCCAGAUUGUCUUCGAGACCUUCAACGCCCCCGCCUUCUACGUCUCCAUCCAGGCCGUUCUGUCUCUGUACGCCUCCGGACGUACCACCGGUAUCGUCCUGGACUCCGGUGAUGGUGUCACCCACGUUGUCCCCAUCUACGAGGGUUUCGCUCUUCCCCACGCCAUUGCCCGUGUUGACAUGGCUGGCCGUGAUCUUACCGACUACCUCAUGAAGAUCCUGGCUGAGCGUGGCUACACCUUCUCUACCACCGCCGAGCGAGAAAUCGUCCGAGACAUCAAGGAGAAGCUCUGCUACGUCGCCCUCGACUUCGAGCAGGAGAUCCAGACUGCUGCCCAGAGCUCUUCCCUCGAGAAGUCGUACGAGCUUCCCGAUGGUCAGGUCAUCACCAUUGGCAACGAGCGCUUCCGUGCUCCCGAGGCUCUGUUCCAGCCCUCUGUUCUGGGUCUUGAGAGCGGUGGCAUCCAUGUCACCACUUUCAACUCCAUCAUGAAGUGCGAUGUCGAUGUCCGAAAGGAUCUGUACGGCAACAUUGUCAUGUCUGGCGGUACCACCAUGUACCCUGGUCUCUCCGACCGUAUGCAGAAGGAGAUCACUGCUCUUGCUCCUUCUUCCAUGAAGGUCAAGAUCAUUGCUCCCCCGGAGCGAAAGUACUCCGUCUGGAUCGGUGGUUCCAUUCUCGCCUCCCUGUCCACUUUCCAGCAGAUGUGGAUCUCCAAGCAGGAGUACGACGAGAGCGGUCCCUCGAUCGUCCACCGCAAGUGCUUCUAAGGUGUGUAGUCUUUGGUACAACCAAUACCGACGACCCAGAACUGACUUUGGCCGACAGCGACCCCACCGACGAACCGAAUCCUCCCAACCCUCACGCAACGACGACAAGAUCAUGGAGGUCGCGAAGGAUGCGGAGCCUUGGGUGGUUGGCACGUAUCCCAGGCGAGUCUCAUAUUUACGAAAAGUUUUUGACAUGGUCAAGAGGGUGGGCGUUACCCUUUCUCCGAAGAGAUGUGAUAGCCCCUGUGUUGUAGCCGCAUGCGUAAUGUGUGCCUAGGGGUAGCAUGCCGAGGUUGAUCAUACAAAUACUUUUGCUUUCCAA